AUGCUCAUAAUACAGCUGGCUCAUCAUUGCAAAACGUAAACACAAACAGAAGUUGUUGGCUGCGUACUUCAAUAUUUUUUUGUCUUUUUCGAAACGAUCGCGGUGUAUGAUUUGCCACCAUUGUUGAUGUGUUGAUCUUGUUACAUAUCCUCAUAUGGUUUAGGUGAAAAAUGUUGGAUUUGGAGGUUGUGCCGGGCCGAUCGCUCGGAAGUGACAACUGGGAAUUCGUGCUCGGAAUGCCAUUCUCGCAAGCUGUCAACAUCCUACGUCGUCAGUGUCGCAUCAUCAAGGAAGUGCAGGUCAUCUACUGCGAGUCGGUCCCAUUGGCCAUCGAUCUGGUGCUGAAUCUCAUCCAAGACGGCAUCCGUCUCAUUUUCGAUUCGCACGUGCAGCGCCUUCGGGUCAUUGAAGUAUACAACCUGAGCAAAGUUAAAUUGAAAUAUUGUGGGAAGCAUUUCAGCUCACCUUACGUCCAGCCAACCAUUGAGCAAGUUGACAGUUCCUUUGGGGCCACCAAGCCCGCAGUCUACGACGCCCAGCAACAACUUUUCUCCAUUAACUUCCGCGGAUUGUCGUUUCUCUUCCCGAUCGGAGAGGAUGCCAAGUUUGAACCAAGUGUUCACGGUUUGGGAUCCAUCCCUUUGCCCAGCAAGAACUCAGUGUUGGUCAGUCGGAUCUAUAUCUACAGCGGUAGCAGUCUUGCUGAAUCAAAGCGGCCAGCCAUUCCCAUGAGCUCCUUCGGUGGCAAUGUCUUCUGCGAGGCAGUGGAGGGAAUCAGUGAAGACGGACUACCGGUUGGAUUGAAAUUUUCUCUUCUGACCGACGGACCAGGAGGUGGUAAGUCGCCAGAGUCUAAGCAUCGUCCAAUCAGCAAGGCGCUGCAGUUCGGAGACUCCGCCCAAGACGUGAUAAGCGCCCUAGGGUGUCCCAGCAAAGUCUUCUACAAGUCCGAGGACAAGAUGAGGAUUCAUUCGAAGACAUUCCACAAAGACCAACCCAGAACCUCCGACUAUUUCUUCAACUACUUCACCAUAGGAGUGGAUAUCCUAUUUGACGCUGCCACACACUGCGCCAAAAAGUUCAUACUUCACAGCAACUAUCCAGGGCAUUACAACUUCAAUAUUUAUCACAGAUGCAACUUUGAGAUUUCCUUGCCGUGCGUGAAGGCUGGUCUAGAGACCGAGGUUUGCGACGAUAGUGCGGUCGUCAACAUCACAACAUUUGUCAAGUGGGAUUCCUUGAAGAAGCUUUUGGUUCGGCCAUCCCAGAAGCCAGUUGUGCUGAACCGAGCCUCAUCUAUGAAUACAACCAAUCCGUUCGGCUCGACCUUCUGCUACGGUGUGCAUAACGUCAUCAUCGAGGUCAUGCCAAACAACCACAUAGCCUCACUGACUAUCUGCGAGCCACAUCAACCAAUAGGGACGCCCAUCGACACAUGAUUGCGCACUGAGAAUUGACAGCAAUUUUGAAUUUUAAAUAUGUAUAGAAUUGACUUAUUGUCUGUUGAGAUAGCAAAGUCACAUUUUUAAUGAAGAGCUGAUUUUUAAAACCUGCCUGCUUACGUAUAUGAUAUUGGGCCAGUAAAUGUGGCAUUAAAGACAUAUAGGAUCAUUUCCUUUUAAUGCAUGUUUGUUUGUUUCCAAUAAUAACACCACUCACAAUCCAAAGAAGAAUGUUCAAAAC
Molecule: messenger RNA, 1683 nt
Organism: Patiria miniata (bat star)
Lineage: Eukaryota; Metazoa; Echinodermata; Asteroidea; Valvatida; Asterinidae
Gene: c16orf70
Product: UPF0183 protein C16orf70 homolog
Exons: 12
Coding region: 171-1439 (422 amino acids)
Biological process (GO): Golgi to plasma membrane protein transport
Cellular component (GO): synaptic vesicle membrane; trans-Golgi network; dendrite
Source: RefSeq, a predicted model, not a curated record